Nannospalax galili (Upper Galilee mountains blind mole rat) is the source of this 2020-nucleotide messenger RNA. RefSeq names its product tafazzin (gene Tafazzin). Gene Ontology annotation, biological process: inner mitochondrial membrane organization; cardiolipin acyl-chain remodeling. The record is from RefSeq and is a predicted model, not a curated record. NCBI's taxonomy places the organism in Eukaryota, Metazoa, Chordata, Mammalia, Rodentia, Spalacidae. Gene Ontology annotation, molecular function: 1-acylglycerophosphocholine O-acyltransferase activity. Gene Ontology annotation, cellular component: mitochondrial membrane. Bases 480 to 1400 code for a protein of 306 amino acids. The transcript is spliced from 9 exons.
AAUGGUGCAGCGCAGCCCAUGUCUCCUAUGGACAUUAGAAUUAAGGACCUAAAGAGACGCGCAACCCCCGACAGUCUCGAACCCGGAUCCUAAGAACAGGGCACCGGCAGGAGGGAUCUGCCCCCGGCUGCCGUCAAGCGGCCUGGCCGUGUUUUGCGACAAGACGCGGGGAGCCGUCUCAGGCUCGCUUUCCGGCUGGUGCACGGACCCAGAGACCACCACUGAGAGCUCUCCUAGUGCGUGUGGUUUCCGACAGCAACCCUGGCUCUUAGCCCCGGCGGUGGCUCUGCUCUAGCCAGAGAGCGGGGCUAGGGAGGUUCUGAGCUGCCCCGAGAGGUGACCUUGGUCCAAUCCUGUCGUGCCGAGCUGCAGCGCCAGUCUGUCCGACACCUUUCUUCUGAGCGGUGGAGGACGCCCGUUGCCCAGGAGCAGGGGGAGCGCCGCACUGCGGGGCGGGAUCGGAGGCGGGGCAAGAAGAGAUGCCCCUCCACGUGAAGUGGCCAUUCCCCGCCGUACCCCCGCUUACUUGGACCCUAGCCAGCAGCGUCGUCAUGGGCCUGGUGGGCACCUACAGCUGCUUCUGGACCAAGUACAUGAACCACCUCACCGUGCACAACAAGGAAGUGCUGUAUGAGCUCAUUGAAAACCGAGGUCCUGCCACCCCCCUCAUCACUGUCUCCAACCACCAGUCCUGCAUGGAUGACCCUCAUCUCUGGGGAAUUCUGAAACUCCGCCACAUCUGGAACCUGAAGUUGAUGCGUUGGACCCCUGCGGCUGCAGACAUCUGCUUCACCAAGGAGCUGCAUUCCCAUUUCUUCAGCUUGGGUAAAUGUGUCCCCGUGUGCAGAGGAGAUGGUGUCUACCAGAAGGGGAUGGACUUCAUUUUGGAGAAGCUCAACCAUGGGGAGUGGGUACACAUCUUCCCCGAAGGAAAAGUGAACAUGAGUUCUGAGUUCCUGCGCUUCAAGUGGGGAAUUGGGCGGCUAAUUGCUGAGUGUCAUCUAAAUCCUAUCAUCCUGCCACUGUGGCAUGUUGAAAAUCACCGUGCUGAUCGGGAAGCCCUUCAGUGCACUGCCCAUGCUCGAGCGGCUCCGGGCAGAGAACAAGUCUGCUGUGGAGAUGCGGAAAGCCCUGACAGACUUCAUUCAGGAGGAGUUCCAGCGGCUGAAGACACAGGCAGAGCAGCUCCACAACCACUUCCAGCCUGGGAGAUAGUGUUGCCUGCCAAGCCUAUGCCCUGCCUUUCUCAGCCAGAGGAGUGCUGGGCACCCCAGGGUUUGGGAAGAAGCAGUGCAGAACCUGCUCCAGCCCUCUUGGCUCUGUACUGCCUUUGGAUUCUUCCGUGCACAAAACCUAGGCUGGGAGAUGAACUGAUGCCCUUAACCCAGAUUGGCUCAUAACCCCUGAUGCCAGCCCCCUUAUUAUCUACACUUUCGCACCCAAUCCUUCCAUGCCUCUUGGGCUAAAGGCUGAGCCUCAGCUCUCCCUCCCACUUGCUGGAGGAGGGAGGAAGAAUCUCAGGCUCCUUCUUCCCACCUUCUCAGGGGCUGGUGCUUGGGAGGGAGUAAAGCAGGCAGGCAAGCAACUACUUGGGUAGAAGAAUAGGUGUCCUGGCCAGAGAUAUGGCAAGGGGACCUAAAGGGCCCCUUGGCCUCGCUGCCACCUGCCUGCCUUUGCCCAUCCAGGGGCUGCUCACAACCUCCUCAGGGAUGGCUGGCUGUCAGCCAAGUCUUCUUUCUUUGGUCUUGGCUUCUCCCAUUGCAAGGUCUGUCCUGGAUGGCCUACAGAGCUUCCCCCAACUACAGGCCUGUCCAUGGGAAGCUGGCAGUUUAGAAGAACAGGUAUUGGCCAGAAUUCAAGCCUGCCUGAACAGAACCUGCUGGGUGGCAGAGAGGGCCCCUAAGACCUAACCAUGAACUCCCAUGUCAGGCUCACCCAACUUUCCAACCUCAACACCCCUUGUGUACUGGGGAUCUGGAUUUUCAUGUUUUUAAAAUAAUAAAACAUUUGUGCAACUGUA